Closterium sp. Naga37s-1 is the source of this 2058-nucleotide messenger RNA. The record is from the annotation of a GenBank genome assembly. NCBI's taxonomy places the organism in Eukaryota, Viridiplantae, Streptophyta, Zygnematophyceae, Desmidiales, Closteriaceae.
AUGGAGGCUCUUUCUUCCCGCCAGCUACUCACGAGCCCGAUUUCCCUUCGCUCCUAUACUCGCGCCCGCGAUACAGUCACCGUUCGACCGGCGUCGCUCCCUGUGCUCUCGUCGCGCACCCGCGCUACAGUCACACCCACCGCCAGCGCUUCCUUCAACGGGGAGAAAUCUCGCCAAGCGCGCAAUGCCGCUCCGCCCUCCGCCGUUUCGCAAUCCGCGGAGUUGCGCGCGCAGCAGGCGGGAGCGACGGGGGCGGAGAAGGAGGAGCCGCUCCCCGUGUCGCAUCUGACGGCGAUCUCCCCCGUCGACGGGCGCUACGGGCGGCUUCCCGCGCUGCAGCGGCUCCGCCGCAUCUUCAGCGAGUUUGCCUCUUCCCAAAACCCUCAACCCUCCAAUCCCCUCAUGCCGCGCUGCCCUUGCGGUCCCCAACCCCUUCCUCCCACCGACCCCCCCCCCCACGAGGUGCGGUGGCUGCAGCAGCUGUCGCGCAUGCCUGAGGUGGUGGAGGUGGACUGUCAACCCCGCCUGCCCUUGUUCCAAGCAAACCUCUCCUCCUUUCCUCCCUCCCUUCUCCUCCCUCCCCUUCCCUCUUCCGCUCCGUCCCCACUCCCUCCUCCCCAACUCCCCCUACACUCCUUCUUACCAGGAGCGGUGGCUGCAGCAGCUGUCGCGCAUGCCCGAGGUGGUGGAGGUGCCGCCCCUCUCCCCCCCCUGCCUGCCCUUCCGGCCUCCAACAACCCCCCUCCCCACACCCCCCCUUCCCUCUUCCCCCUUCCCCCCCCUCCCCUCCUCCCCCUCCCCCAGGUGCGGUGGCUGCAGCAGCUGUCGCGCAUGCCCGAGGUGGUGGAGGUGCCGCCCCUCUCCCCCGAGGCACAUGCUGACCUCGACGCUGUUGUGACCGGGUUCAGCGAGGCGGACGCACGGGAGGUGAAGCGGGUGGAGGCGACAACCAACCACGAUGUGAAGGCGGUGGAAUAUUUCCUUAAAGCCCGCUUCCAGGAUCACCCUGAGAUCAGCCCGAUCUUGGAGUUCUUCCACUUCGCAUGCACGUCAGAGGACAUCAACAACCUCUCCCACGGCCUCAUGCUGUCGGCCGCUGUGAAGGAUGAGGUGCUGCCCGCCAUGGAUGGGGUCAUCGCCACGCUCAAGGGCAUGGCGCAUAAGUAUGCAGAGCAACCCAUGCUGUCGCGCACCCAUGGGCAGACCGCUUCCCCCACAACGGUCGGCAAGGAGCUGGCAGUCUUCGCCGCCCGGCUGCAGGCGCAGCGAGAUCAAAUCUCCUCCGUCCAGAUCCUUGGGAAGAUGGCCGGCGCGGUGGGCAACUACAACGCCCACGUGGCAGCAUACCCGGAUGCUGAUUGGUCGGCGGUGGCAGAGGAAUUUGUGACGGGGUUAGGGCUACGGUUGAACCCGUAUGUGACGCAGAUCGAGCCGCAUGACUACGUGGCAGAGCUGUUUGACGCGGUGUGCCGCUUCAACACCAUUCUCAUCGACUUGGACCGGGACAUGUGGGGAUAUAUCUCGCUCGGUUAUUUCCGCCAGCGGCCUGUGAAGGGCGAGAUUGGCUCCUCCACCAUGCCGCACAAGGUGAACCCCAUCGACUUUGAGAACAGCGAGGGCAACCUCGGGAUUGCCAACGCCAUCAUGGGGCACCUGUCUGCCAAGCUGCCCAUCUCACGCUGGCAGAGGGACCUGACGGACUCAACAGUUCUGCGCAACCUGGGCGUGGGUCUGGCGCACUCGCUCAUCGCCUACAGCAGCACGGCCAAGGGGCUCUCCAAGGUUGAUUUGGAUGCUGUGAGGAUCGAGGCGGAUCUGAACGACUCGUGGGAGGUGCUGGCAGAGCCCAUUCAGACGGUGAUGCGGCGCUACGGAGUUCCCAAUGCUUACGAGCACCUCAAGGAGGCAACGAGAGGGAGAUCGGUGACGCAAUCAGAUCUGAUUGCGCUGAUCGAUUUCUUGGAGGGCGAAGUUCCUGAUGAAGCCCGGGAGCAGAUGAGACAAAUGACGCCGGCCAGCUAUGUGGGGCUUGCUGCCAGGCUGGCAAAGGAGGUGUAG